This is a messenger RNA of Spirodela intermedia, 2303 nucleotides long. The record is from the annotation of a GenBank genome assembly. NCBI's taxonomy places the organism in Eukaryota, Viridiplantae, Streptophyta, Magnoliopsida, Alismatales, Araceae.
AUGAAGUUGACGUUUUCUUUUCUGGUUUGCAGGCUUGCUGGACUUGCCUUUAUGUUUUCUGCUAGUAUCCUAUUGCAGAUCCUGGUAGGUGCUCUCUCUAAAAUAGUUCAUCAUAUGUGCGUAUUGCAAGAGUGAGCUAUGCAGUGGUAUAACUAGGAUUUACUCUAAGAAAAGGACAUUCAUGUAUUGAGAAUCCUUUGGUCGCAAUUUUUUUUUAAGUCUAGUCGUGAUUAAAUCCUCUGCUCAUCAUAUGCUUUGUUAGAAGAUAGCUAGCUAUUCUUAGAAAUGAGCAUAUACCCAUCACUGGGCAUGCAUUGCACGAAUGGUAUUAUCUAAAAUGAAAGUUUCUAUGGUGUUCUAGGCAGUCACUUUCUCUUCCAUUCUCCUUUUAACAUAAUCUUGCAUUUGCUUUGGAUGAACAGAAGGCUUGGAGUGAUUAUGUUUUUGGUUUGGGAUAUCGGGAAGACUUUUAUCUCUAUGACUAAAGCCCCCUUGUACUCCAAUCUUGAUUGAUAUUUCCACUCUGCCAAAAUGCAUCUGAAGCAAAUUCAAAGAAUCUCGUGGUAUCGACUUACACCACCAUUGCAAAGACAGCCCAAGACUCACAGCAUUCUGAGUACUAUAUUCCUAAUUUUCAAAAACGUUGAUAAUCAUGUACUUGAUUGUCCAUGACGAUUUAUUAAUGAUAAAUCGUGCAGGCCUUAGUACAUAAUCCUUAUUCAGAUAAUCAAAAAGAGGAAAUUCAGAUAAAUCCUCUGACUUUUCUGAAUCUUAUUUUCGUAUAUCUGAUCUUCAUUGAUGGCUGGACCGCACUUUAUUUCCCACAUAACUUUUUUGUACAUUGAAAUAUCACGUCAGUUAACGUCGUAGAUUAAGGUGGAGCAUGUGGAAUUAAGCUGUGGAAUUAUAGGUUCUCAGCUUGUUCUCGGCAACACUACAAGAUUUAUCCUUGAUUAUAUACUCAACAAAAUCGAUCCCUUAUCGUCGAGGCCUUAAUGGACCUCAUCUGCUUCCAUGUUUUUCCCAUUUCGGCGCUAUGAGCAUCAACCAGAUAUACUGACACAUAGCCUGAUGCUUCAUUUUUAAUUUCGGCAGGCCUGUGCUCUGUACAACAACUGGUGGCCGCUGCUUUCAGGUUAGUAGUGGCAGUGAAAGUCUAUUUCACAUCAGCUUAUGCCUAUUUGGUAAGGAAAUUUCUCAUCUGAGAUAUGUCGUCUCCCGCAGGUCUAAUGUACGUGCUCGUGCCGAUGCCAUGCUUAUUUUUUGGUGGGGGAUCUACUUAUUUCUUGACGAGCAGCGAAGGGGGAGGGUGAGUCCUACUUUACUUAGAAUCAUCCCGCAUUGAUUAUUAUAGAAAUAAACCUGUGAUUACGAAACAUCAACUUGAACCAUCGUCGCAUCUUAAAUAUGUGACCUACAUAUGUCAGACAGAGCACCGUAUUCUGUUCCUUUACUUCAGAAUAGGCUGUCAUGUCAUGAAAUCGCUAGAACAGUCUCACGUGGGAAAUUAAAACAUGGAUGAAAUCUUUGGGGUGGUAAUCCCAGCGAUGGGGGCUUUUACAUGUUCUUGAUUGCUCUUGCCGACCCGCUAGAGGCUUAGAACCCAUUGCUUUACUUUGAGAUUUCUCUGCGCUUUGGACCAUGAAAAAUCUCAUGUUUGGAACUGCCAUAGUAGAAUCUCAUGGGAAAAGAAACAUGGAUUUAGAAUAUUUCAUGUCCAAUGAUAAAUAAUGGCUGACCGCCUGCUUGUGACCUUGUAGAGCUUAAGAAACCAUUUAUUUAUUCGGAGAUUAGGCUGUGCCUAUGACCAUUCUAAAUCUGGUCCUGCCAUGUAGAGUUCCAUAGUCAACUCCUUUACCUCAGAUUAGGCUGCGCCUGCACCCACGGAUAUGUUCUUCGUUGAAUUGUUGGACCGGUCUCUCAUUGGAGAAGAAAAAAAUAGAUAAAAUCCUUUUCUUUUUGAUAAAAAAUAGAUAAUUUCAGUACUCGAAACAUUAGAUCUUCUUAUGUGGGUACAUGGGCAUACUCUGUUCAUCGCUGUUGGGCGUUGACUUGCCCAACCACCCAACACUUGAGCACGAGUAAGAUGAGCUUUUCUCCGUCCUUGUGUACUUGUCAGGUGGAUCAGUGCGGCCAAGUUCCUGACAGGUGCUUCAGCUGUCGGCAGCAUCGCCAUUCCAGCAAUCCUGCGGCAUGCAGAGCUCAUCGAGACUGGGGCAAUGUGGAUCGAGUUUGUGUCCUUCUUCAUCCUUGCCUGUACGCUACUAUGUUUCCAUCAUGUGAGCCUUGAAGAGGAAUGGUGA